Messenger RNA from Macadamia integrifolia, 754 nucleotides. RefSeq lists its product as uncharacterized. The transcript has a single exon. The coding region runs from base 120 to 512 and encodes 130 amino acids. Gene Ontology annotation, cellular component: endoplasmic reticulum; endoplasmic reticulum membrane. Gene Ontology annotation, biological process: intracellular protein transport; endoplasmic reticulum to Golgi vesicle-mediated transport. NCBI's taxonomy places the organism in Eukaryota, Viridiplantae, Streptophyta, Magnoliopsida, Proteales, Proteaceae. The record is from RefSeq and is a predicted model, not a curated record.
UUAUCUCUCCUGGUUUCCUUGUCUCUUCGGUCUUCGCUCACCAGAAUCGAAAAAACCAGACACCGAUCUCUGUAAAUCUCUCCUUAUCGAUUUCCUCUCUUUUAGGGUUUCUGUAAUCCAUGGCUUUGGAGUGGGUAGUUCUCGGCUAUGCUGCCGGCGCUGAAGCGAUCAUGCUCCUCUUGUUGACCCUACCGGGUAUGAACCCUCUCCGGAAAGGUCUCAUCACGGUGACCAAAAACCUACUGAAGCCAUUCCUUUCGGUGGUUCCGUUCUGCUUGUUUCUUCUUAUGGAUAUAUACUGGAAGUACGAGACAAUGCCGUCCUGUGAAGGUGAAUCGUGUACUCCGACGGAGCAUCUUCGCCACCAGAAAUCUAUCAUGAAGAGCCAACGUAAUGCACUCUUGAUCGCCGCUGCUCUCAUCUUCUACUGGCUUCUCUUCUCCGUUACCCAACUUGUGGUCCGCCUUGAACAACUUAACCAACGCCUUGAGAAAUUGAAGAAUCAGGACUGAUUGGAGAAAGAUAAGCUUGGUUUACUUUAAAAAGAAAUUUUUGUUUUUUUCUUCUGUUCUGAAUGGGAUUUAUUUGUUGUUGGAUUUUGGUUUGUAUACAUGUUUUACAUUUGGAUGGAUUUCGAUGGUUUAGAGAUUGUAUCUUUUGUGACUCGAUAUGAUCUUUGAGGUCGCUAGAAUUGAAUUGGAUUGAUCCAUUAGUUUUGGAUUUUAAUUUACAAUCCUGCUUCUUAUUCUUGUUA